This is a messenger RNA of Corticium candelabrum, 2901 nucleotides long. Its product is annotated as zinc metalloproteinase-disintegrin-like lachestatin-1. The transcript has 30 exons. Gene Ontology annotation, biological process: proteolysis. The record is from RefSeq and is a predicted model, not a curated record. Gene Ontology annotation, molecular function: metalloendopeptidase activity. The coding region runs from base 232 to 2433 and encodes 733 amino acids. Lineage: Eukaryota; Metazoa; Porifera; Homoscleromorpha; Homosclerophorida; Plakinidae.
GAUUGGUUCACGCCGUUGCUUUACGGUGGUCGCAGAGUUGUGUACUCAGACCGAGUUAGAGAUGUUGGUGUGUUGUCUGAAGCAGAGUUGAAUACCCAUAAAAUGGAGUAUAUCUACAGAGGUAGUGGAUGUCUACGGAAGGAUGUGGACAAAUGUGUACAAUAGCAGCACUUGUAAGUGCUACAAACUGCAAUACAGACUGCAUGAGACUAGUCUGGACAUAGCAACAACAUGUGGAUGGUUCAAACGGCCGUCUCUUCAUGUCUUUGCAAUCGGUGGUAUCUUUAUGUUGUGGUUGUUGCUGUUGUCUUCAGUCAGUCUAAUGAUUGCUCGGUUGUGGGUGCAGAAGCAGCUUUAGUUGUUCCCAGAGACGAAAGAGGAAAGACUGUGUUGCAAGUGUCUACACGCUUGGCUAAUGGGCAACACUUAGAUAGAGUUUCGUUUACAUUGGAAGUCUUUGACAGAAAUUACACUUUGGAGUUAGAACAAAACAGGGGAUUGGUUUCUUCUUCGUUUAAGGAAGUUCAUUUUAGUUCCACAGGAUUUCCUGUCAGUAACCAGGGUUUUGAGAACUGUUUCUAUCAUGGGACGAUUCUUGAUAUUGACGAUUCCCACGUUGUAGUCAGCACAUGUAAUGGUCUAAGUGGCUUGUUUUAUUACGGUAAAGAUCUUGAAACAUUCUACUUUAUAGAACCCGCUGGACUGUUAGACGGAGAUAAGUUCUUAGACGGUCAUUUACACAGUGUCUACACGGCAGCAGACAUGGAAGUGGAAUCCAUCUCAUUUUGUGAUGCAGUGAAUGGAAACAAAACCGAGCCACAGAAUCUCUUCCAUCAUGUAGAUCUGAUUAACAAUACGCUGCCUCGACGUUUACGAAGAGAUGUCGUGUCUGAUGAGAAGAUAGUUGAAUUGGUCAUUGUGAACGAUCACAGUCAGUUCAUUGCUCGUAAUAGUGACAUCAAUCAGGUCACUCUCCGCUCGAUCUCUCUUGCUAAUAUAAUGGACUUGUUGUACAAGCCGUUGAAUACUCGUAUUGCUUUGGUUGGGGUAGAGACUUGGAAUGAUACUGAUCGCGUUACGGUUGAUUCGUCGCUGUUUGUCACACUCGAAAGAUUUGCUGACUAUCGUCGAUCUGAGUUGCUGACUCGCUUUCAGAGUCACGACAAUGCCCAGCUACUAUCGAAUGUCAACUUUACUGAUUUGGUGGGAUUGGCUUUUUAUCGUGGCAUAUGCAGCGAUGGUUCGUCAGCUGGUGUCGUUCAGGAUACGUUCAGUGAAGCGGCAACUGCAACUAUCAUAACUCACGAGCUGGGACACAAUCUAGGAUUGUUGCAUGAUGAUGGACGUACAUGUGAUGACUGUCUAACUGGAUGUCUCAUGCGGAGAUCUUUCAAUUCCUCGAUGCCAUACACGUCAUUCUCUAACUGUAGUCGAGAAGACUAUGAGGUGACGCUGCGAGAUGGCUUUGGCGUGUGUCUUUUUGAUACACCAGCUAUGCUGGUCGGUGGUCCUAUCUGUGGAAAUGGAUUUAUAGAGGAUGGAGAAGGCUGUGACUGUGGAUCUGCCAUGGAAUGUUUACAGAAGAAUGACACGUGUUGCAAUUCGACUAACUGUCAACUGUUUGAUGGUGCAAGUUGCAGCAGUGUGGAGCCGUGUUGUACAAGCGAAUGCAAGUUUGCAAGUUCUGGUUCAUUGUGUCGAAGUUUGAUUAAUAGUUGUGAUCUGGAGGAGUUUUGCACUGGGUCGUCGGCUGAUUGUCCGGACAAUUUAUAUUUGCAAGAUCUAAGUCCAUGCUCUGAAAGUCCUGCGGGUGUUUGCUAUAAUGGCCAAUGUGAAACACACGAUCUUCAAUGCAAAGAAAUCUUUGGAGAAAAUGCAAGAAAGGCUGAUGAUUUUUGCUACGAUUUAAUAAACAUAAGAGGAACUGCUGAUGGAAAUUGUGGCACAUCAGAAUCAUCGUUUGUGCCUUGUGGUGCCUUAGAUGUUGAGUGUGGUGUACUUAUUUGUGAAGGAGGAGAGAAUGUGACAAUUGUUUCACUCAGUGGAGCAGUUGUUAUUACUCAAAUUACAACCAAUGCUAUUAAUCCAAUUAUAUGCAAGAGAGUUGAAAUUACUUUUGAAGACGUAGCCAAUGAUAUAAGAUAUGUGAGAGAUGGGACAAAAUGUGGCAUAGAGAAGAUCUGUCAAGCUCGGAAAUGUAUUAACCCUAAUACUCUAGCAGUACCCAGUUGUCCCACCGACCAAGCUGGAAACGUUUGUUCAGGAAAUGGGGUGUGUAAUAAUUUGAAUAGCUGCUCUUGUUCAGAAGGGCUUGAAGAACCCGAUUGCAAAGAAGGUAAGAGCAUGGUAUGGGGUUUGGAAGGGUUUCCAAGUAUAUCAGAGCUGAACACAUCCAGUGAUAAGUUAAUUGUUAAUGUAGUUUCCAAUGAAUAAUAUAUAACAAAUAAGCUCGUAACUUAAUAAAUAAACAAACAGUAGUCUGACAAUUGGAGCGGUCAUCUUCAAGUCACACACAUCAAGUACUUCAGUUGAGAAACACGGUGGUCGGGUCUUUGUUGGAUUGAAGCACUGCAGUUGAGGAACGUGCUGGGUCUUGGUUUGGACUCAUUCUUGUUGCUAUUGCAGCACAUCGCAAUACUGAGUGCUGGGUGGUCGUUAUGCGAUGAAUUGUUUCAGUGAAGCCGAGAAUGGUGUUCCUGUUUAUGAGGUGUCUUGGUUUAUUUUUGAAAAAGAGCAAACGAACACAAGGUGUUGAAAUAUCAAGACAUUCAUGCAAUCCUAAUGAGUUAGAAACAUUCUAAGAACAAAUCCUGUAUAGCCAUACAAAGUUGGAAGGAAGCAUCAACAAUAUGUAGUCUGUCUCCAAGUCCAUUCAUUCAUACUCGAGGUCAUUUCUAGAUG